AUGCAAACUACUCAAGAAUUUCUUUUCCCUUUCCCACCAUAUCCUAUACAAAAUCAAUUUAUGGAAAAACUCUAUAUAUGUCUAGAGAAUGGUAAUUUGGGAAUCUUUGAAAGUCCAACAGGCACUGGUAAAUCUAUGUCAAUUAUUUGUGGUGCAUUAAAGUGGCUAAUUGAUUAUGAAGAAUUGCAGAAGAGUCAGUUAACAGCUGCAAUUUCGGUACUUGAUGAGAAAAUAGAAAAAUGUGUUAAUUCCUCUGAUAAUUGGUUAUCUGUUCAGACCAAACAGAUAGAAUUGAACAGCGAAAGACAAGCGCUUAAAACAAAGUUAAACAACAUUCUUCAGUACGAACGUAACAAAAAUUUAUUGGUAGAAACAGCUAAAAAUAUAAAUAAUAAAAAAAAAUCGUACCAUAAAAUCAAAACAGAUUAUAUAAAACAUAAAGUAUCAGAAAAUGAUUUGUCAUUCGACGAUUCACAUCUGGAAGAUGAAAAUAUAGAGGCAGAACUACUUUUAGAAGAUAUCGUACACUAUUCAGAUGGUUCUGAAAAUGAAAACGAGGAAGGAAAUAUUUAUGAAAACACCAAAAUCUUUUUUUGUUCCAGAACUCAUUCCCAAUUGUCACAGUUUAUAGGGGAACUAAAAAAAAGUCCUUAUUUAAAAAAUGUAUCCGUCAUAACAUUGGCAUCUAGGCAAAGUUAUUGUAUUAAUAAAAACAUAAGAAGAUUAAAACACUUGAAUUUAAUUAACGAACAAUGUUUACAAUUACAAAAGAAGAAAACAACCGUUAAGCAUGAAAAAGAUGUUAAAAAAAAAAAAGUGACAACUAAUUGUCCAUUUAUGCCAGGUAAUCAAGAUUGGCUAAUAGGGGAAACUCUAGCACACAUUCAGGAUGUGGAAGAAAUUGCACAGAAAGGAGAAAAUCUUGAAACUUGUCCAUAUUACGCGUCAAGAAAUGCUAUUCCGCAUGGUCAGCUAAUAUUAGUACCUUACAAUACUAUAUUGCAUAAAAACACAAGAAUAAGUUCAGGAAUUGUUUUAAAAAAAAAUAUAUUAAUAAUCGACGAAGCUCAUAAUUUAUUGGAAGCCAUUGAAAGAAUGCAUAGUGUUAUGGUUACAGGUAGACAUCUAUUGCACUGUUAUAACCAACUUUUACAAUAUCAAAAAAGAUUUCAAAUGAAUUUUUCUGCUAAAAGUGUCUUAAGCUUAAGUCAGUUAAGUUUUUGUUUAAAAAAACUCUUUACAAUUUUUGGAGCUACUACAAAGUCAAAUCCUAAUGAUAGUAUCGACACAAAAGUAUCAUCGAAAUUAUAUAAAAUAGAAGAAUUUGAAGUAACGACAGAAAUUGACACAGUAAACAUAUUCGACUUGUUGAAAUUUAUUAAAAAUUCUCGGUUGAGUCACAAACUACAAGCUUUCGUAGAACAAUAUGGAAAUAAUGUAAAACUUCAUAAAAAUGAUACAGAAAUUUCUGGUGUGACACAAUUUUUAAAUUCCAUUAAAAACAAAGGUUUAGAAUCGGACGUAUCUCAGUCACUUACAGACAAAGUACCAAACGAAGAACAAUCAAAUAAUCCAUUGAUAUCAGUUGUGAGCUUUUUAGAAUGUUUACAAAAUAGGUGUAGCGAUGGACGCAUAUUAGUCGUUCCUGGUUCAACUAUUGGACAAAGUUUUAUAAAAUUUCUAUUGUUAAAUCCAGCAGCUCAUUUUCAUGAUAUCGUACAAGAUGCAAGAGCUGUAAUACUAGCUGGUGGAACAAUGGCACCAAUGAACGAAUUUACAGAACAAUUAUUUAUAGCAGCAGGUGCCGCGCCUGAUAGGAUUGUUACAUUUUCAUGCGAUCAUGUGAUUCCUCAAGAAAAUAUAAUAUGUAAUAUUAUAACUCACGGUCCAACUGGUAUUGAAUUUGAAUUUAAUUUUCAAAAUCGACAAAAUACGAAAUUGAUAGAUGAACUAGGAAGAGCAUUGUUAAAUAUAUGUAAUAUUGUACCAGCUGGAAUUGUAGUAUUUUUACCCUCUUAUAAUUUUGAAGAAUUAGUAUACAAACAUUUAGAUAAGUCUGGAAUAUUAAAAAAAAUUUCUUCAAAAAAGUGUGUUUUUCGUGAACCCAAAUUAACUUCUCAGGUAAAUGAAAUUUUGGAACAAUAUGCACUUUGUAUAAAUAAACCACAAAGUCCUCAAAAUGGAUCUCUACUAUUUAGUGUAGUAGGUGGUAAAUUAAGCGAAGGAUUAAAUUUUUCUGACAAUUUGGGUAGAUGUAUUAUAGUUGUAGGAAUGCCUUACCCAAAUAUUAAAUCAUUAGAACUACAAGAGAAAAUGAAAUAUUUAAAUAAAAAUGUUAAACCUGAUGCCGGACAAAACUUUUAUGAAAAUUCAUGUAUGAAAGCAGUAAAUCAAUGUAUUGGACGAGCUGUGCGACAUAUUAAUGAUUACUCAACAGUAAUAUUGUUUGAUAAACGCUAUUGUCAAAAAACAAAAGCACUCCCACAUUGGAUUCAACGUACAGUAAUAAUUCAUAACACUUUUGGUAGUAUGAUUGGCAGUGUAGCCAAGUUUUUUGCUAAAAAAAAGAAAUUAUCACAAUAG
Messenger RNA from Colletes gigas, 2583 nucleotides. RefSeq names its product ATP-dependent DNA helicase DDX11. Gene Ontology annotation, biological process: establishment of sister chromatid cohesion; nucleobase-containing compound metabolic process. The coding region runs from base 1 to 2583 and encodes 860 amino acids. The record is from RefSeq and is a predicted model, not a curated record. Gene Ontology annotation, cellular component: nucleus. The transcript has 7 exons. NCBI's taxonomy places the organism in Eukaryota, Metazoa, Arthropoda, Insecta, Hymenoptera, Colletidae. Gene Ontology annotation, molecular function: ATP binding; DNA helicase activity; hydrolase activity, acting on acid anhydrides, in phosphorus-containing anhydrides.